This is a messenger RNA of Fundulus heteroclitus (mummichog), 2853 nucleotides long. RefSeq names its product nebulette-like. Gene Ontology annotation, biological process: cardiac muscle thin filament assembly. The transcript has 21 exons. The coding region runs from base 470 to 2839 and encodes 789 amino acids. NCBI's taxonomy places the organism in Eukaryota, Metazoa, Chordata, Actinopteri, Cyprinodontiformes, Fundulidae. The record is from RefSeq and is a predicted model, not a curated record. Gene Ontology annotation, cellular component: Z disc. Gene Ontology annotation, molecular function: actin filament binding.
UCAUUGAGAAACAAUCAAAGCAGAACAACCUCUCUGUCUUCUCACAGAUCUUUUAUCCCUCUAUGUUUCCCUUCAUGAUCGUCUCAGUUUUACGUUUUUCAGCCGUUUGUUUUCAGCUGUCAGUCUUUUUUUGGUUCCUGGUGCCUCCUGGGUUUACCUGAGCGACUGAUGACAUCACUGCAGCAUUAACACACCUCUGAUUCAGCCUCCUGCUCUGCUUCCCGCUUUCUAAAGUCCAUCCAUCACCAUGAUGCCGGUUCUCUGCAGAGGGAAGUCUCCCUGGAAAAGCUUUGACUUUCAGAAUGAAUUAACAGGACCUGGAGGGAGAAAAAGGGCUGAAAGCUGCAGGAAGCUGAGGCAGAUUCAGGGGAACCAGCUGAGGAGUUCCAGUUUCCUCUGGUUCCUGCAGAGCAGAAGCUAGAUGGUCUUUGUCUGAGGAGGAGAUGCUGUGCUUCAGGCCAGGCGGUGGAUGAGGAGAGCGUCGGCCUCAGCAGCAUCCAGCCUGCUGCCAUGGCAGACUCUGAGGAAGCUGGACGGUGACUGCUGGGUCUCCAGAGGAAACGAGCUGAAAGGUGCAGGAAGGAAGGAGAGAGAGAGGAAGCCACUGCAGGACAUGGAGCCACAGCCACGGGGAGAAGAGGUGACCAGCAUGGAGGCAGAGGAUGGAGAGAAGGAGGAGGUUCUCCAGGAGACGACGGUGACCACAGCUUUUUACGGGACAGCAGAAAGGAUGGAGGAAGAGGAGGAGGAGGCUGGGUGUGAGGAAGAAACGGAGAAAGAUGAAGAUGAAGCAGAGGAGGAGGAGGAGACGAAAUCUAAGAAGUGUCUGGGAGCCUGGGAGUCUGAGGCCUCCACAGAGGGGAAGCCUCCGCUGCCUGACCCGGCCUUCAACAGGAGGUGCAGUCUGAUCCUCAGCGACGUCAGGUACAAGGAGGACUUUGAGAAGAUGAAGGGUCAGAGUCUGUUUGUGCCGGGAGCGGAGCUCAUUCACUCCAAGAACAUCAGCGCUGUCAUCUCUGAGUCUAAGUACAAGGAGGAAGGGAAGAAGGAGGCGUCCAUGUCUCUGUACUCCGUCCUGCCGGAGACUCCAGCGACGCAGCACGCCAAGGAGGCUUCAGAGCUGCAGAGCGAGAUCAAAUAUAAAGGAAACGUGAAGAUGGAGAUUUCAUCCUCGCUUUAUUCUCUGCUGCCAGAAACCACAGAGACUCAGUUUGUGAAGGAGCUGACGGAGAUGCAGAGUGAGAACAAAUACAAGGAGGAAGGGAGGAAGGAGAUGAGCAGCAGUCUUUACUCCCAGCUUCCUGAAACCUCUGAGACUCAGCUGGCCCGGACCGUCCAUCAGUUCCAGAGCCAGAAAAAGUACAAAGAAGACGGGAAGAGGAAGGCCUCCAUCUCCCUGUACUCCCAGCUGCCCGACACUCCAGAGAUCCAGCACGCCCUGGAGGUGUCCCAGCUGCAGAGCGAGGUGAACUAUCGCACCAAGCUGCCGGCUAAAGGAGCUCCAUCCUCUCUCUACUCCCAGCUGCCUGACACCUCAGAGAUCCAGUUUGCCCGAGAGAUGACGGAGCUCCACAGUGAGAGUAAAUACAAGGAGGGCGGCAGGAAGAGCCUCUCUCAGAGUUUCUACUCCCAGCUGCCAGAGACCGCAGAGACCCAGUUUGCUAAGAGCGUAGCUGAGCUUCAGAGCCAGAUGCGGUACAAGGAGUCGGGCAGGAAAGGCGUGAACUCGUCUUUGUACUCGCUGCUGCCAGAAACCAUGGAGACGGCUCGCGCCAAGGAGGUUUCUGAGAUCUGCAGUGAGCUGAAGUAUAAAGAAGAAGGCAGGAAGGAUCUGAGCAUCAACCUGUUCUCCGUGCUGCCUGAGACCAUGGAGAGCCGGCAUGCUAAGGAGGCGUCCAGCCUGCAGAGCCAGGUGAAGUAUAAAGAAGACAUGAAGGAGAAGAACCAGAGCACUUUGUACCAUCAGCUGCCUGAGACCACAGAGACACAGCUGGCCAAACAUCUGUCAGAGCUGCAGAGUGACGCGAAGUAUAAAGAAGCGGGGAAGAAGCAGAGCAGCAGCUGCCUCUACGCUCUGCUUCCUGCCACUCUGGAGACACAACAUGCUAAAGAGUCUGCAGAGCUGCUCAGUGAGGUGAAGUACAAGGAGAGCGGGAAGAGGGCGAUGUCCAGCAGCCUUUACUCCACCAUGCCUGAAACGCCAGAAAGCAGAUUCGCCAGAGAGGUCGGCGACCUGCUGAGCGAGGUUAAAUAUAAAGAGAACGCCAUGAGGAGCGUCUCUCAGAGUCUCUACAGUCAGCUGCCAGAAACAGCUGAGAUGAGGUUGGCCAAGGAUGUGGCUGAGCUGCAGAGCGAGAUGAAAUACAAGAAGGGAAAGAAAGACGUAUCUCACUCCCUGUAUGCCACUCUGCCUGAGACUCUGGAAACGCUGCACGCCAAGGAAGCUUCUGAGUUAACCAGUCAGCGGAAAUAUAAGGAGGCUGUGAAGAACGAUCUCUCCUGCAGCCUCUACCAUCAACUGCCAGAGACCUUAGAGAUGGUCCAUGCUAAGGAAGUCUCUCAGAUGCUUAGUGAGGUGAAGUACAAAGAAGAUUGUAAGGAGAUGAAUGACAACUUGUACUGUGUGCUGCCUGAGACUAUGGACACUCAGCACGCUAAGGAGAUGUCAGACCUGCAGAGUGAGGUGAAGUAUAAAGAAGACAUGAAGGAGAAGAACCAGAGCACUUUGUACCAUCAGCUGCCUGAGACCACAGAGACACAGCUGGCUAAACAUCUGUCAGAGCUGCAGAGUGACGUAAGGCUAAAAUCUUUACAGAACAUUUUUAUUGGUCAAAUUUAGAUGUUUUUAGUGCC